AUGGCGUACUUAUCCAGUGAACAGCGUUUGUAGUGUUUGUAGUAGAAAAUAUUUUUGUUGUUUCGUCGUGUUAAUUCAAGGGCGCCUUGUGUUGUACACAAUCACGGACAAAUGUUGGGCGUCUUCGCGCUAACCGCAACACUGCCCGAGGCACUUGGCACACUCCACCGAGGCCGAUGUCGAAAUGGAAGCAAGACUGGAUAGGCCCACGGACGAAGGCAGCAGUGACGGUGCUGCUGCUCGUCUGGCACUGCAAACUGCCUGCUCGCCCGCAGUGGCCGACAGCACUCAGAGCAGUGCCGCAGAAGAAGGGUCCCCCCAUGUGACCGAAAGGCCCGGUACCUCGGAACAGACUGGUGCUGGAACUAGGGAGAGUUUUCCCGAGGGUAAAGGUGCCACGGAUGAUGAUGGCAGUCCAGAUAAGCGUGCAGGAACACCCGUACAGCCGACUGGUGACUCUCCUAAAACGCCUGGCGUGCCGUUGGCGUCACCCAUCAGAGACGGUGGUGGUGUUGUGUCUCCCCUUGUUGUGAAACGAGGCCCUGGCAGGCCACGAAAGGAUGGCAGCAGUCCCGUGCAACGCAAAAAGCUUUCCAGUCACAGCUUCCCUGGCCGGCCCAGGGUGCGAUCACGGAAGCCUAGUUUGCUGCCGCUGGCUGGCAGCAGUGGCCAGACUCCGCCUUGUGGUACCCAACUGGAGCGUUCUCCGACCCCCUACGAGAUGGAUCUGGAACACUCCGCACAACCUCCGCUGACGCCUCAAGCCGGCGCCUCCACACCAGAUAGUGCACAUUACGAUCAGUCUGGCCUUGGAGAAUCUCCACAUUACAAGCAAGAUGAGCUCUCACCAGAAGGGUCUGACCGUGUAUGCGCUCUUUGCAACCUGGCUGAAGGCCGCUCCAUGGGUCAGGGCAAGCUGGUGCGCUUCGAGCCUACCCUGGGCUUCCAGCCAUUCCGCAGGGCGGCCAAACUGGUGCAGAGGGCAGCGUCAUCCAGCGAGGAGCGCCCCUCCGCCUCGCAAGGAAGCACCACACCUCCCCUGCGUCGGGGCGGCAAAGGGCUUCGGCUGUCCAGGGGAAAACCAUUUGCCCGACUGUCUGCGGAAUUCAAGCCUGCCAGCAGCACUGAAGAGAUGCUAACAGUGGGCUUUGUGGAGGAGCCCGAUGUUGGGACACUGUUUGAGCCUUCUGGCCACACUUACGUUCAUCGAAACUGUGCUGCAUGGUCAGAAGGUGUUUGCCCCGGAGAAGAUGACAGUCUCAUUCACGUUGACAAAGCUGUCUUUUAUGGCAUGUCCCAGAUUUGUAGUGGGUGUCAAAAGUAUGGAGCAAGCAUUCGGUGCCACUUACCAGACUGUGGCUUGAUCUUCCAUUUCCCCUGUGCGGCAGCGUAUGGUUGUUUCCAAGACAUGAAGGCCCUGAUACUUCUUUGCCCUUCCCAUGCCGACAAAGCCGUGUCCUAUGUGGGUUCGCAGGCCAACUGCCAGUCCUGUGAAGAGAUGGUGUCCAUGCCUGAGCUGCUCUUCUGCACCGUGUGCGGUGCCCACUACCAUGGCUUCUGCCUGGAUCCCCCCGUGGUCGUUACGCCAACCUCUCGCCUAGGCUGGCAGUGCCCCGACUGCAAAACCUGCCAGGGAUGCAGGCGAGCUGGUGAUGAAGCCCGGCUACUGACAUGUGACGUCUGUGACAAGGCCUUUCACGUCUAUUGUGUGAAGCCGAUGGUGGCCAAUGUUCCUAAGCACGGCUGGAAGUGUCAGAGUUGCCGGGUGUGUGGGGACUGUGGCUCGCGAACCCCGGGGAGCGGGCCCAGCUCUCGGUGGCACAUGAACUACUCAGUGUGCGACAGCUGCUACCAGCAGCGCAACAAGGGCGUCGCUUGUCCACUGUGUGGCAAAGCCUACCGGCAGUUCAGCAACCGAGCAGAUAUGGCUCAGUGCACUGUGUGUCGAAAGUUCAUUCAUGUUGAAUGUGACAGCCAGCUUGUAAGCAGUCCCAAAGAUGGCGACUACGUUUGUCCAGUGUGUUGCAAUAUGAGGCAGCAGGCGGCACUAUCACUGUCUGGCAAGUCCGAGCUUUCUGUGAGAUUGCGAGUGCCAGCCUCAGAUGGGUCACCUGACUACAUGUACAGCUCACAGAAGGAUAUCGCGUCCUGUGGCAAUGACGACUCGCGUUCCAGCAAUGACUAUGACGUUCUGCAGCAGACGUCUUCAGGAGGUAUGCAGUCCCCCGAGAACGAGUCCAAGUUCCCACCUCCAUCCCACCACUCAUUAGGAAAGCCACCGUUUGCCCGCUUCCCAGGAAAACGAAGGUUCGGCGUGGGGCGGGCCAGAGCAUCUAGUGGAAAGUUUGCUGCCAAACGGAGAGCGAAAGCCGUCGAGCUCCGUCGAAAGCGAGGACCAAAACCUAAACUCAAGCCUUAUUAUCCCUGUUGGAAUGUUUCUCAGGGAGCCACUGCUGGCCCUCCUGAAGCCAAAGAUAAGCAGGAUGAGUCACAGAACAAGAUGGUUCUUUUUUCGGCCAAAGAUGACUUUGUCCUGAGCCAGGACUUGUGCGCCAUGUGUGGCAGCUUUGGAAGGGCCGAAGAAGGUAGGCUCAUCGCAUGUGCCCAAUGUGGGCAGUGCUACCAUCCUUACUGCGUCAAUGUGAAGGUGACGAAGAUUAUCUUGAAGAAGGGAUGGCGCUGCCUGGAUUGCACAGUUUGUGAAGGCUGCGGCCAGCCGCAUGACGAGAGCCGGCUCCUGCUUUGCGACGAGUGCGACAUUAGCUACCACACGUACUGCCUCUCGCCUCCCCUCGAAACAGUACCGCAGGGAAACUGGAAGUGUCGUUGGUGCGUGGUGUGUGUCAAGUGCGGGGCCACCGAGCCAGGCAAUGGAUCGCAGUGGCAAAAUAACUACACCCAGUGUGGUCCGUGUUGGAGCGCGACUACGUGCCCGCUGUGUCUGCUCAAGUACAAAGAGUCUGAACUGGUCAUCCUGUGCGUCCAGUGCGAACGAUGGAUGCAUGGUAUGUGCGACCAGAUUUCCUCGGAAGAAGAUGCGGAGAGGUGUGCCGAGUAUGGUUACAACUGCCCAUACUGCCGCCCCAAGGAUGAACUGCCACCCCAUCUGCUUAUGGACUACACUGCGGCUGUGGCAUCUCCAUCGCCACCACCACCUCCUCCAAAGCCCGAGACUCCCACGCCUUCACCACCACCUGCACCGGCGAAGACUGUGAAAGAACCGGAGCCACUCCCAGUGCCCGUCAAGCAGAAGCCGACAGUGCCGCAGUUCUACAUGGACGGCGUGUACCUCUCGGAGACUGGUAUCCAGCUCAUCAAGGCGCUGACCAUCGAGCAGCCCAAGCGGCAGCGAGCACGACGGCCACGCCAGCCAUCGGGGGGCCAACCUGCGGCUUCGCAGGGCAGCACGACUACUCCGCCGCAGUCUUCCUUAUCAACUGGCCUGUUCGGAUUCCGGGGCAGGCUCUCAACGGAAGACUCUGAGGACGGCAGCAAAGAUCUCAUGGAUGUGGAUGUAGAACCCAAGAUGGAGGUAGACGAGGAGACAAAGUUAACUUCCGAAGAGGUUGCCAAACAGGAUGCCGAGAGCGAGCUAAAGAAGAAGCGACAGCGGAAACUUCAAAAGCUCGGAAUCGGAGGAUUUGUCGCAAAAGCCAGAAGUCGGAGCGUCUCCGCCAAGGAACAGGAUGUGACGUUGCCUUUGGCCGGAGCUGGGGAGACAAGUUCAGAGGCAGCGUUGGCUGCGCUCUCUGGAGAUGUGGUCGCCCCAGCACCUGAGCCAGCAGCUGAAGCAACAGGCACAACGGCAGAGAAGCCCAAGCGUCGGCGGCGAGUGAAGAAGAAAAACCCUUUGGAAGAUAGCUUUCCCCUAUACCUUCAGGAGGCGUUCUUUGGCCAAAGUUUGCUUGCUGCUAGCAAGACUGAGCAAGGUCCCGACAUGCCGAGUGAGGAUGACGAAGAUUCUGCGAUGGGACGCUCCGAGGAUAACUCCAUCCUUGUCCUGGAGACAUCGCAGGGUAAAUCGGAGGAUGCCCGCAUUCCAUCGGACAGCGGCGCCCCUUCUCCUGCUCUUCACACCGUUGGUGGGAGCAAGAGAGAGAGCCCUGCUCUCCAUGACGACGGUACCUGCACUCCCAUCAAGACUGGAAGCGACGAUGAGGAUUUGGGGCUGAAAGACAUCUUGCCUCAUGACCUUCCUCAAGAUGACGAACUUAUGGAUAUGCUCAUGAAUGAGGGUGACGAUCUCUCAAAACAAGGAUCUGGGCUCGACGAUGUUACCCUGAACGAGCACUCGGGCGCCGGUGUGUCAGAGGAGGAGGGCUCAGCUGGUGUCAAGGACACUGACCCACUGUCCGGCAACAUUGACACGGUUCUGCUGAGCCCUCACUUCAACCUGGUUGACAGCAUGGUGUCUGCUGGCUCAGGGUUACCACACAUGGACAGCAAGGAUGUUGAAGAUGUCUUCAAGGGCGUGCUUAGCCCCGGGGAUAGUUGUGGACCACCUGAGAGUGUGGGCUCCAUGGGUGCGUCAGCAGCGAGCAUGUCACCCCUGCCGCAGCAGCACGGUGCCUCGGGGUCACGACCUGCACCCGUGAUGCAGAACCCGCUCACUCCGGCCAGCUCCCACAGUGUGGGCUCACCCUUCAGCAUGCCCUCCCCUUCACCUUUUCCCAUGGAGUACGGCAGUCCUCAGCUAUCUGAGCCGCCCCCAAGUCCGUGGAUGGAUCCAGAUGCCGACCUGCCAUCCACGGGAGGCCAUAAGAACAUUCUCAAGUGGGAGAGUGAUGAGGCACUCGGUGCUGGGGCCACCAUCUCUCCUGUUCUCUAUGCUAACCUCAACUACCAGAACCUGCGCAUGGAGUACCCGAGCUGGCCCGAUCGAUCCAAACAGAUCGCAAAGAUUUGGAGGAACUUACCUCCCGAGAAACGACAGCCAUAUCUUCAAAAAGCGAGAGAAAACCGGGCGGCCAGUCGCAUUCAGAAGUCACAGGACCCCGGUAAGGUCGCGCGCGAGCAGAAGUCACCACGGGAAGUGGAGCAGGAGCGACAGUGGAAGCAGAUCCAGCAUGUUCGUCAACAGCAGCAGCAGCAACAACAGCAGCAGCAGCAGUCUCAACAACAGCAACCGCCACAGCAGCAACAGCCACAGGGGCAACAGCCACAGCAGCUGCAGAUGCAGCACCAGCUGCCGCCACACCUCAUGGCUGACCAACAGAGGCCUGCUGUGGGAAAGAGCCAUCAGUUAAUGCUGGGAGAGACCUCUCCAGCGGGGUCCCUCUCGCCAUCUGCUCCCUCACCAACUUCUUCACAGCUCAUUGGAGCCACUGCUCAGAGCCCACUGUCUCCUGCGCAAGCGCAACGCUCACCCGGCCCUGUGCGUAUGCCUUCAGCGCCCGUGAGCCCUCUGAUUCAAGUGUCUCGAGUGCGUCCCCCUAUAGACCCCAGUCGCCUGCCUCCAUCGUCGCCUGAUUCCUAUGGCCCUGCCCCUGGGCCACCACCUCCUCCACCACUGCCGGGGCAGUCGGCUGGUCCAGAACGCUUCCUCCAGCCACUCAGACCACCCGGAAUGGCCGCGCCACCACAGCGAGGUCCACUUAUGCGCCAGCCUUCCCAGGAUGAGGCAACACCACCGCCUCCGCCACGAAGCACACCCCCCCACACACCCUCGCCUACUUCCAGGGCUCCUCCUUCCAUGGACCCAUAUGCCCAGAUGCCGGGCACACCAAGGCCGGCUCCGAUGUCCGAUGGGGGCUACCAUCCUGGAUAUGUGCGAUCUCAAGCUGCUGCAGCGGCGAAUGCUCCGAAGAUGACGAGACCUGCAGCCACUUCAGAUCCAUAUGCUGUGCCGCCUGGAACACCUAUGCCACCGGCAUCUAUGUCAGAGGCACAGCAACAGCAUCCCCAGUACUCUCCACAACAGGGUUACGGAACAAGUCCACGAGCAACUCCACAAGCCACACAUGCUUCCAUGGAAGUGCUCACAAGUCCGACGCAGCCGCAGGCCUCCCAUCAGCAGCAGCAGCAACAGCAGCACCAGCAGCAAUCAUCGCAACAGCCUCAGCGGUCGCCACAACAUCAGUCACAGCCAAUUCAGUCUCCUUCAGCGUCACAAGCCCCAGAGCCCUUCGGAGGCUCGACUGAUCCUUAUGCAAGGCCUGUGGCGACGCCGCGUGUGCCGUCUUCUCCUAGUGCGGGCACUCCUCCGAGUGCUGUUGGAGUGCGGCCUGAGGAGAUGGUCAUUGGUGGAGAGCAGCAGGUGCUAGCAAGACAGCAGCUUCGGGACUUGCUGCAGCGCCAGUUGAAAAAGGAACAACAACCGGGCGCACCACCACAGUCACCCCUGGGGCCUCCACAGCAGAAGCUCCCGCAGCAGUGGCCGUCGCCACAGCAAGCCAUGCAGCUGGGCAUGGCACUACAAGGGAACCGAAUAGCCAUGGGUGGACCUGGAGAACUAGGAUUUCGCACUCCACUUCCACCUGGAAGCAUGGCUUCCCGCAUGGCAUCCGUUGAGCAGCAACAGCAGCAAUUGCAACUGCAACUGCAGCAGCAACAGAAAUCCCUGCCCCCCCAACAGCAGCAGUUACAGUCGCAGCAACAGCUGCAACAGCAGCAGCAACUGCAGUUGCAGCAACAGCAGCUACAGCACAAGCAACUCGCACAGCAGCAGGCACAACAGCCAGCCCAGCAACUUCAUCCUGGCCAGCCGAGUUUCCCGCACGGCAGCAUGCCGUCUGAGCCAAGAGACCUCCAGCAACAGCAGCCACAGCAGCCAGGAGCUGUGCGACCGCAGCUCAACGAGCUGCGGCUCCGCAUGAUGAUGCAGCAUCGGCAAGAGGUUUUACGCCGGCAGCAGUGGCCGAAUCAGAUGCACCCACACCAGCAGCAGCAGCUGCAGAGACUUCCUCUGAACCGCCUCGAGCAGUUUGAGCAACAGCGAGCGGCAGCCAUGCAGGCGCAGCACUUAGGCAUUCCGCCACAGCACAUGCAAGGGCCCAGAUCAGCCAUGUUCCGACCGCCAUCCUCGGGAUUUCCUGACGGUGCUAUGCUGUCCAAGGAAGGGAACCUUAUCCAGGGUGGCACCUUCUCUGCCCAAGGCGCUUCACAGCAACAGAGCAUGGUGGGAAGCAUUAUGUCAGGAGAAGGCCAGCCAGGUCAGAGUGGCAUGCCCGAGCCACCCCAGCAGCCUCCUCAACACCAGCAGCCACAACAGCAGCAAUUUCAACAGCAGCAACAGCAGCAGCCUCAGCAACCUGUCCGAGCUGGUGGUAUGAGUAGCACUGAUGCUGCUUCGUCUGCUGCUGGCGCCAAUGCGGGCUCGGAGACCCUGCAAACGCAGCCAGCCAAGAAAAAGACGGCUGGGGACUUGGUGAAAGAAGUUGAGGCACAGGGCACUGAAGAACCUGAUGAUGGUGGUGGUGACAUGGAGGAUGAUCUGGACGAUGACGAACUGCUAGGUCUUGGAAACGAUUUUAAUAUUCUCGAGUAUGCUGAUCCGGAGCUGGAUCGAGCCUUUGUAGGAGAAGGAGAGAAAAGCAACAUCCUCGACGAGCACCUUGACUUGGACGACAAAGAAGACGACCUGGACGAGGUGGGGCGUCAGGAAACGGACACAAAGGAUGACGAUGCAGCCAUGCCUCAGGGAGGUGGGGGUGUCAAACAGGAGCCUAUGGUCAAGCAGGAAGAGCGCAAGACGGAGGACCAUAAGCCAUCUACUUUAGGCUUUUCGACGUUCUCGACAGAGGGCGGUGCUUCGAACCAGCAACAGCAGCCUACGCAACCGCAGCAGCAAGAGCAGCAACAGCAGCAAGGACAGUUGCAGCAGCAUCAACAGCAGCAGCAACUCAUGCAGCAGCAACAUCAGAUGCCCAAGAUGCCCAUGUUUGAGAAUCGCCCACCCAUGAACGUGGUGCCAACAGCUUCCUUCACUAUGGCGGGCCAACACCCGGGCCUCCGUGGGAUGCGGCCACCACCGCCUUAUGCGGGUGGUGCUACUGCCAUGCCGGGCGUUCGCAUGAUGGCCCACUCUAUGCCGGGACCUGCCAUGAGUCACCUGAGGGGAUCCCUGGCGGGCAUGCGUCCUCCGGUAGCGAGCGUGCCCAUACCGGGGCCGGCCAUGGGCGGGUCAUCGCCUGGGGAUCAUCGGCCCCUGUUGCUGCAGGAGCAGCCCUUGCUCCUCGAAGAUCUGGUCGAGCAAGAGAAGAGGGAGCAGCGAAAGCAGAGCGGAGAGGCUGCGACAGCGUCCCUGCUGAGUGAUGUGGACUUUGAGCGGCUCAAGGCCGACGUGCUCUCGGGCCCGCCUGAUGACAGCAUUGGAGCGCCAGCACCUGUCAUGCCCCAGGCUGCGCUUUUGCCGGCGAUGCCACAACAGCAUCCGGUAAACCCAGGCCAGCUUGUGGGCAAUCCCGGCCAGCGUUACCUCCAAAUGCAGGGUGGUCCAGCAGGAUGGCCCACCAGUGGCAUGGUGGCAGGUCCGGCUCAGGCGGGCGGGCCGCACCUGAUGCGCCAGCUGCCUGUGGGGCCAGGAGGGCCCAUGGUGUCUCCGGGUGGUACUAUGCACCUGGUGCGCACCGAGCAGGGCGCCAUCCGUGUGAUGGGGGGCCCUCCUCCCCACAGGCCACCAGAUCAGCUCGGACAUGUUGGCACCCACGCUGGCGUGGCGGGUGGCGGAGGAGCCCUGGUAUCGCCAGGUGACGGAGGGGCGGCACAGGUGCCUUUCCAGAUUCAGACCCUGCCGGCACCUCCGACGCCGUCCCUGUGCAUUGGGCAGGACCCACCACCGGGUGCAAUGGUGGCCGCUUACGAACAAUGGCUGGCCCAGCAGGAUGCGCUGCUUUCCUCCCAGAAGAAGACGCUCGAGGGCGAAGUGGGCAAGCUGCGCAAGGCCAAGAAGGCCCUGAGCACCAAGCAGCGGCAGCUGGCCAAGACUGGCCAGGAGCUGCCUCAACAAAACGCCCUCGAGCUUCAGCGUAUUGCUCAGCAGCAGCCCGGCAUGCAGAAGAACCUGGAUCAGCUGCGCAAGCUAUGUCGGCAGCAUAGCAUGGUGAUGCAGGAGUACCGCGCCAAGCAGCAGAAGUGGCAGCAGCACAUGCAGCAGCAACAGAUGCAACAGCAGCAGUUGCAACAGCAGCAGCAACAACAGGGUGGCCAGCUUCUGCAGAGUGCCAUGAUGCCGCAGGGCUCUCCCAUGCACCACAUAGCUGGUGGGCCUCCCAUGGUGUCCAGCGCUGGGCCCACCAUGGGGCCUAGCAUGUCUCCCAGCAUGUCGCCGGCCAUGUCGCCCGUGAUGUCAUCCGCCAUGAGUCCCAUGGUGUCUGGCACCUCACACCAGCAUGCAGUAUCUGUGUCCACUGGGGCCGGAGGCAUGGCUUGUGGUCCCCCUCGAUCCCCCAUGCCACCGCCCUCUUCCCCAAUGGGAGGCCCCUCCCCUUCCCCAAGGAUGCCGCAGCCACCAACGUCCCCUAUGGCCUCUCCCCUCCACCAGAUGUCGCCACAGCUGCCUUCACCUCGCACCCCAAGGCCACCCGUCCACUCAAUGCCGCAGGAUGAGCCCAGCAUCAUGGGAGAUAGCUUCCAGCUGCGAGAAGGCAUGGAAAAAGGCCCUCAGCAGCAGCAACAACAGCAACAGCAGCAUCAGCAACAAAUAAUGUCAAGCAUUGUGCAGGGGCUAUUGACACAGCAGUCGCCACUUCAUGAAGGAGAUCUCGAUGACUUCCAACAUCAGCAGUCACAGCAGCAACAGCACCAUCAACAGCAGCAUUUGCAGCAGCAACAGCACUUGCAACAGCAGCUACAGCAACAACAGCAGCAGCAGCAACAACAACAACAACAGCAGCAGCAGCAGCAGCAGCUACAGCAACAGCAUCAACAGCAGCUACAACACCAGCAGCAGCAGCAACAGAUGCAACAGCAACAACAGAUGCAACAGCAGCAGCAACAGAUGCAACAGCAGCAGCAACAGAUGCAACAACAGAUGCAGCAACAGAUGCAGCAGCAGCAACAGCAGCAGCAAAUGCAGCAACAGAUGCAACAGCAGCAGCAGCAGCAAAUGCCGCAGAUGCUGAUGAAGCGAGAGGACGGUUCGGCAGGCCCUCCGGUCAGUCAUGGUGUGCGCAUGGUCCCCCACAUGGGAGCCAGGCCUCCUUUCCCGCAGCACGAGGGCCAACAGGUUGUGCUGCAUCCACGCUUUCCCGGAAACCUGCCAAUACCUCGCUACCUCAGCCGCCAAGGUGGGGAUCCAGUCAGUCAGCAUCCGCCAGGCCAUCCUUACCUGCAGCGUACUGGAGGCGUUCACCCCAUGAUGAGGCCUCCGCCACCGUAUCCAGACCACCUCCGAAAGCCACCACCUUCACCAGCUAUUUCACCAAGCCACAGUGGCAUGCAGCCUGAAAGCAGCGGAAGUCCAGAUCCAUCGCGCACGCCCCCAUCACUGUCGCGCCCAAACUCACAGCCAGCUCUGCAGUCGCCGGACCCACGAUCAUCCCCUAUGGAGCGACACUUCUCGCCUGGGACACCGUCCAGCUCGUCCAGUCUUCCUCAACGCUCUCCUGCAGUACCGGCACAAGGGCAAGAUGAUGGGAGAGGCGAUGGUGAACGAUCUGCUGAAAGCCUGUCCGACCUGCUAUCGAGAGUUUCCAAGACUCCCUCAGAGUCUCCAAGCCCCCGGACCGACGAAGGGCGCCCUUCCAUCGGCGAGCCGUCACCAGGAAGAGGGUGCGUCUCGCAGGACAAUAGUGGACAGACACCACCACUGUCCAAACAGGAAAGCAUUCUUCAGUACCUUCGAGCUGGCUCUGUUGGCAGCCCAGCGAGCAACUCUAAUUCGUCUCGUGGCAGCGUCGAUAGCUUUGGUGGAAUGGGUGGGGCCCAGCCCAUGUCCAGUGCUCCUGACACAACUCCACGGUCUUCCGAGAGCCCACAUUAUGUGGCCACAUCUGUAUACCAGGGUGUAGUGGCAUCACCCGUCGGGAGCCCUGUCUCGUCUACAUUUGCUGGUCAGGGACAAACAAUGACCCUGACAGACACAUUUGCUUCAGAUAGCAGCGAUGGCAGUUCGCAAAUGCAGGUUCGGACACAAAUGGUUCGUGUGAGCCAAGGUAUGAUGGGCCUGCCAACCUCAUCAGCAAGCUUUACAAGGAACUCCGGGAUGCAGCAGCAGCAGUUGCAGCAGCAGCAGCAGCAACCUAGAAUGCAGUACAUGCAACAUUUGCGGCAACAACAGCAGCAACAGCAACAACAGCAGCAGCAGCAGCAGUCACAGCAACAACAGCACAUUAUGCUUCAGCAAAGCCAAUAUGUACCUCAACAAGGCAUGCUAGUUCGACGCAUUGUGCAAGGCCAACGGCCCGCUGGGCCUGGCUCCUUUGCCGACGGCCAGUUCGCUGCACGUGCGCAGAUGUUUAGGGGUGCUGCUCCAGGCAACAAUGCAGUGCGCACGUUCGCAGUGCGUCCAGGUGCCGGUGGAAACAACCCUGGAGGCAAUAGUGGAGGAUUGCCAGGUGGGAGCCCCCACACAGUUGGAGGGGGUCGGGGUCCAACACCAGCGAGCCCCCCCAAAAAUUCCUCAUCGUCAGGGGAUGAGGGAGACGGUGGCACAUCGUCCUCAACACCGUCCUUGCUGCAUCGUGCGGGGGAAAGCGGAAGCAGCUCUUUCGGAGGCAGCACAUUCCACGUCGGACCGUCGUCCACUGUGACGUCGUACGGGGCCGAGCAUUUGCCUACCAGCGUGUUUGUGUCGCUCGACUACCCUUCCUCGACCAUCACGAGCCCCGAUGGCUGCGUAUCGUCAGAGGUCCUGCUCAGCUUGGGUGAUGGCUCUCCUGGUGUUGCAGCACUGGCAGCGUCCGAGGAUGAAGACGCCUCGGUGGAACAGUCGCGAGUUGCGCUCGUGGUGGUAGGGGAAGAAGGCGAGGAGGAGGGCACCGAAGACCAUGGCAUCACCCAACAGGAAGAGCCCCUGGACGUUGCCGUCGUCGUAGAAACGGUGGGGACUUUGCCGACUCCAGAGUGCGAAGCCAGAGAGGACGGUUCUAGUCCCAGUGGCUCUGAAGGGGGCAUUGACUUGGCCAUCUCUGGCUGUGGUGACCUGCACCAUCGCAGCACACCCGCAGGUGACCACAACUAUUCCAACCUGCCUCCGGAAGGUGCAGGCGGUGAACUGGCCAAGAAGGUUUCCGAAGGGGCACACUUUUUCGACCACAUAAACAUGGGGAUGGAUGUAAAGAUCGAAGACCAUAUAAUCAGAAUUGCAGAUGAAAAGCCCUGCAUAGAAAAAAUCAUGAACGAAAGAACUACACCACCACAGAUGUUGAAAACACCAUCUCCACCCCUUGCACCAGUCUCCACCAGUGCCAUGUCCUUCCCGGCAUCGGUGACGCAUACGUUAAACUUCACUUUGCGACAGACAGGGAUGCCUCAGACGGUGCGGCUACCUCACGACGAAGGACAGCUUGUGGUACUCCCUGCAAAGACGGUGGUGCCUGUAGUUCCUCAGCUCUCACCAUCUCCCCCGCUGGUCAGCUGCGAACCGUUGACCGUGAAGACGGAGCCAAUGCCACCCGCAGGUGCUACCACACCACCUCUGGUUCUCCGCAUGCACCCUGUACCCCCAACACCACCGCCGUCGGUGAGCAGUGCCGUGUGCACGCCGCACAGUGCGCCACUGCGCUGGUGCCGCAGCUCGGAAGUGGUGGCCAUCAAGGAAGAGGUGCUGACCGUGGUGCCCCCUUCCAUGCCACCCACCCCGCCACCACCAACAGCUGUUGUGAUCAAGCAGGAAGCAAGGACAACACCUUCGCCCUGCCUCGCUAUUUGUCAGAAGCAGGAGUCGGACGACGAGAAUGCCGAAGAAGUCGCUCCUCCAGAAGAGGAGCGAGAAAGCGCAGAGCAGCCAGCCAGCACGGCUGAGACGACGGAAGCGGUGGCGAGCCACGACAAGAGUAACGUUUCUUGCGAUGAUGCCCCUCCUCCUCCUCCUGCCCCCUCUCCUCCCGAACAGACAAUGAAUCCGCCUCUCGCUGGUACUCCUCCUGCCGCCAUCCCUGUGGCAAGCCCGCUCAUCAGGGCACCUGCCGCCGACAGCACGGUGCUGCCGAACAACCAGACGACUGGUCCUGCGGUGGCGGCGGCUGCUAUGAUGCCUGUGAUGACCAUCAAGGUUGAGCCUGGCACACCGGCGACCUCGGAUUUAGAUGCACCGCCGCCACCACCAGCAGCGGCUGUGGCUGCUGCUCUAGAAGAGAACCCAGUUGUGAAAGCGUGCGAGGGUUCUGUUGAAGAGCCUGAGGGGUCCACUGGAGGCAAGCAGAAUGUGCUCCUCAAGCAGCUGCUGCAGAACUGUCCCUCAGCUGAAACCCACAAGCCGCUGGCCGGAGACCUCCCAGAGGUCACUCCCAGUAGCCAGCCGGGAUGCAUCAAAUCUGAGAAUGGCCCUUCCGAGGCCAUGACGCAAGCUGUGAAACAGCCAGUGAUGUCGCGUCCUUCGAGUCCACCGAAUGAGCAGUGCUCCGCGUCAUCCGAUCAAGUCACUACACCGGCUCUGGCUGAGAUGGCGGAGAAUGCCGACGUGACGCCGGCCACGACAGCAUCGGCGUCAGAAACGCAGCCGUCGCAACCAGCCGUGUCGGUGACCACCAGUCAAGCCCCAGGUGGAACGACGUCAACGGCUCCUUCAGAAGGUGGUGACAAACCAGAGGAAACUAAAGUUCGCAAGCUUUCAUAUUUGGAUAUCCGGCGGGCCCAGCUGGAGCGCGAACCCACGCCCCCUCCGCCGUCAGCUGAGGACCUAGCUUUGCGGCGCCAGCAGCAGCGCAAGCGGCCCAAGAAGCCGCGGCCACCCCCGUUGGCCCCCUCCGGUUCGGAGGCUGCGGGGGCAGGCCCCGACGGGCCCCGCCCACCCUCUCACGGAGGAGGUGGGGCCGCCAGGGCCAAGCGGCCACGCAAGGGCUCGCGUGCCGAUGAGGACUACGAGGUGUACCUGGAGGCCCUGAUGCAACGGCUCCGAGCCCUGCCGCCCGUGCGCAUUAUCGAGCCACACAUUCGGCCCAACUUCAACAUCGGUGCCGUCUUUGGGCGAGGGGACCUCAACCUUCGUGAGCCUGCGUUGAAGGGCAGCUACGGCCGAGCAUUUCUGCCGGGCCAGCCGGACCCGUACUCUGUCUUCCCCUUUGGUGACCGGCCCCCUCCUCCUGCGGCUCCUUCCUCUACCGCCACCCCCUCCCCGACCCCGCUCAGGGGCUUCUACAACCAGGAGUUCUCCAUGCAUACCAGAGUAACUUCCGGUGGCGCGGACUCCAAUAGGUGCCGUGAGGCAGACAGUCCCGACACAAUCGUGGGCGCCUCGUCUCCAGAGUGUGCCAUGUUCGAGGCUCCCUUCCGGUUCCGCAGCUUGCAACUCGUCGACGAGGACAGCAACGACUCUGCCAGAUCCCUUCCUUCGCCCACGGUGCCCAUUGUCGCGCCCAUUCCUGUAAAAGCCGUACCUCCUCCGCAACUACCUCCUGCUCCCUUGAAGAUCCUGUUGGACGAGAAGGACAAGGAGAACACCUUCCCGGGCGACAAGCUGGGUCUCUGUCGCAGCCGAGGGUUGCCCGGGGCAUUUGGCGGCGGGCCCCCUCCUGUCCCUUUGCGUGAGUCCGGCAACGUGUCAGUGACACUGACACUCACUUCGGAAGCAGCCGGCGACAUCCAGGGGCUGCUCUGCUCGCUCGCCAAGCUGCUACAGGUGGAGCCACCGUCGUCCUAUGACAUCAUAGAGCGCACCACCACCCCGCCCAGUCAGAAGCUGGGGCUCUACAAGCACAAUCACAAGCAUGUGACGUCAGUGGAGGAAGCGGAGUACUUGGUGGACGGGAAGCAGCGGUUUUGCCGGCACUGUGAGAUCAUGGUCUCCAAGACUGGUAUGGUCAAGAAGCAGGCGUCAGAACUUAAUCUUGAAUCGGGAGUCCAAAAGGAGGAUGCGGAUGAAGAGGCAGUUUAUUUUUGCUCCAGCAAUUGCUACAUGCAGUUCGCCCUUGCGCACCGAACCCCUUCAUCGGCUGCAGCUCCCCAGCGAAAGGAGGCCGCCGUGGUGUGCCACGCCGCAAAGGACGAGCAUGGCGAGUUUCGGGGCGAGUGCUGCAAGGAACGCCUGACGACCAAGAUGGACGAAGAUGAGGAGCCCUGCAUCAAACGAGAAGAGGACGACAGGGCCAUCACGCCUCAGGAGGAGACCCGAGCAAGCGUUGAGGACAACAACUCUGAGAGCCGCUUGCUCGUCGACGAGGAGGACAGCCAAGCGAGCAUGGACUCCACCCACAGGAAAAGGGCAGCGCGGCAUUCUAUCGGCAAAGAACAGGAGCCUAUGGUGAAGAAGUGGAAAGAUGUCCGAUGGAAGCUGUGGUCUCCCGAGUUGGUGGGCGCUACAAAGUAUGAACCUCCUUCGGAAGAGGAAGUUGGCCAGCUGUUGGAUGCUCAGGACAUAUUCCUGAAGCCCGAGAAUCCUGUUGAAGACACGAGGCAGUGCAUCCUGUGCCAUGACAUCGGGGACGGCGAGACUAAUGGCCCUGCCAGGCUUCUGAACCUAGACGUGGACCUGUGGGUGCACCUGAAUUGCGCCCUGUGGUCGCAGGAAGUGUACGAGACGUGCGAUGGAGCUCUGAUGAAUGUGGCCAACGCCUGUCGCCGGGCGCUGCUUGUCAACUGCAGCCGAUGCCAUCGCACGGGUGCUUCACUGCACUGCUUCCGAAUCCGCUGCCCCGCUUCCUUCCACUUUGCUUGCGCCAGCCUCGAAGGAUGUUCCUUCUACAAGGACAAGACCAUCCUCUGUCCUCAGCACACUCCUCGUGUCCCGAAUAUUGAGAACGUUCUCGAAUCAGUGGCUGUUUUCCGUAGGGUGUACAUAAGCCGUGACGAGCACAAGCAAGUUGCGAGCAUGUUUCACAAGGGGGAGCAGAAUCUCCUGCGAGUGGGCAGCCUAAUUUUCCUGAGCAUCGGACAGCUAUUGCCUCACCAGUUGCAGAACUUCCACACACAGAACUGCAUAUACCCCGUGGGGUACAAGGUGGUGCGCAUUUAUUGGAGCAUGCACAAGCUGGGUGCACGGAGCCGCUACACAUGCAGCAUUCAUGAUGUAGAUGGCCAGCCACAGUUCCAGAUACGGGUUUCGUACAAAGGCCAGGAGAAAGUUCUCACUCAUCGCACACCCAAGGGUGUGUGGCAGAAAGUUCUCCAGCCAAUCGAGAGCUUCCGCAGGGAGACACAGGCCAUCAAGGUCUUCUCCAACUUCAUCACUGGAGAAGACCUCUUUGGGCUGACAGAAGCCGCGAUUGUGAGGAUUACUGAAUCGCUUCCAGGUGUGGAGACCCUGAGUGACUACAACUUCCGGUUUGGGCGAUCACCGCUGCUGGAGCUUCCGCUGGCCAUCAACCCGACCGGUUGUGCACGGUCGGAACCAAAGCUGCGCACCCAUUUCAAGAGGCCCCACACGAUGCACACGAGCAACACGCUGCGGCUCUCGCUGCAGACCCUCGGUGCUGGAAGUGGCGGUGGCGGCAGCUGCCUGGAGGCCAGCUCCCCUUACACCAAGCACUUUGUGCACUCCAAGUCGUCCCAGUACCGGCGCAUGAAGACCGAGUGGCGCAACAAUGUGUACCUGGCACGCUCGGGCAUCCAGGGCCUGGGCCUGUACGCCGCCCGCGAUAUCGAAUGCCACACCAUGAUCAUCGAGUACAUCGGACAGCUCAUCCGCAACGAGAUUGCCGAGCGCAACGAGGCCAUCUAUGAGGCACAGAAUCGUGGUGUGUACAUGUUCCGGCUGGAUGAAAAUCGUGUGAUCGACGCAACCUUGUCUGGUGGCCUGGCACGCUACAUAAACCACUCGUGCAGUCCUAACUGUGUGGCUGAGCUUGUGCAGAUCGACCGUGAGAACAAAAUCCUCAUCAUCGCCAAUCGCCGCAUCACACGGGGUGAAGAGCUAACCUACGAUUACAAGUUCGACUAUGAAGACGACGGGCACAAAAUUCCAUGCCUCUGCAGUGCUUCAAACUGUCGCAAGUGGAUGAACUAAUUAAUUACAAAGACUUUAUUGAUUUGAAGAGAGGGUUUUUUCUCUCAUUAUUUUACAUCUACAGACUGUUUUUACUUGCUGUGUAAGCUGACUCUCGUUUGUUGGUCUGUGCAUGGCCGUUCAUCUGCCAUUGCUGUGGGCAUUGGACAUUUGUAUAUGUUGAUGUUUAUCUUUUUGUGUACAGUAGUCUUUUUUGUUAUUGUUAUCUGCUGCUUAGGCUGCCUUUCUGUUAUUUACACUUAUGUUGGCGUUACUAAGAUGCAUGUAUGGCCUCAAAUUCGUUGCUAGAUGUCCAUUUAUUUUUCAUUCUCUGUCCAUUUUACCUUUUUUUUAUUAGCAUCCAUGUAAAUUUUAUAAAUAGCGACCUGCACUCCAUCUUACUGAAUCACAGUGCUCCCAUUGACAGUGUAAGACUGUACAACAUACUGUAUGUGUUGUUGUAAUUUGUGCCUCCUUGACUCGAAUUGUGUAAUAUAACAAAAUCCGUCAAGGAAUAUGUAGUGCAAUAUAUGUUUAUAAAAGGAAUUGGAUGUACAGCAA
Messenger RNA from Rhipicephalus microplus (southern cattle tick), 17581 nucleotides. RefSeq lists its product as uncharacterized. The record is from RefSeq and is a predicted model, not a curated record. Gene Ontology annotation, cellular component: nBAF complex; nucleus; MLL3/4 complex. NCBI's taxonomy places the organism in Eukaryota, Metazoa, Arthropoda, Arachnida, Ixodida, Ixodidae. Gene Ontology annotation, biological process: positive regulation of transcription by RNA polymerase II; nervous system development. Gene Ontology annotation, molecular function: protein binding; histone H3K4 methyltransferase activity; transcription coactivator activity.